Messenger RNA from Lottia gigantea (owl limpet), 900 nucleotides. RefSeq lists its product as hypothetical. The record is from RefSeq and is a predicted model, not a curated record. NCBI's taxonomy places the organism in Eukaryota, Metazoa, Mollusca, Gastropoda, Lottiidae. The transcript has a single exon. The coding region runs from base 1 to 900 and encodes 299 amino acids.
AUGUGGAAAGAUGGACCAGUAGAUAUAUACAAUCAAGUCAGUAGCUCAGUAGAUAUAUACAAUCAAGUCAGUAGCUCAGUAGAUAUAUACAAUCAAUUCAGUAGCUCAGUAGAUAUAUACAAUCAAGUCAGUAGCCCAGUAGAUAUAUACAAUCAAGUCAGUAGCUCAGUAGAUAUAUACAAUCAAGUCAGUAGCUCAGUAGAUAUAUACAAUCAAGUCAGUAGCUCAGUAGAUAUAUACAAUCAAUUCAGUAGCUCAGUAGAUAUAUACAAUCAAGUCAGUAGCUCAGUAGAUAUAUACAAUCAAGUCAGUAGCUCAGUAGAUAUAUACAAUCAAGUCAGUAGCUCAGUAGAUAUAUACAAUCAAGUCAGUAGCUCAGUAGAUAUAUACAAUCAAGUCAGUAGCUCAGUAGAUAUAUACAAUCAAGUCAGUAGCUCAGUAGAUAUAUACAAUCAAGUCGGUAGCUCAGUAGAUAUAUACAAUCAAGUCAGUAGCUCAGUAGAUAUAUACAAUCAAGUCAGUAGCUCAGUAGAUAUAUACAAUCAAGUCGGUAGCUCAGUAGAUAUAUACAAUCAAGUCAGUAGCUCAGUAGAUAUAUACAAUCAAGUCAGUAGCCCAGUAGAUAUAUACAAUCAAGUCGGUAGCUCAGUAGAUAUAUACAAUCAAGUCAGUAGCUCAGUAGAUAUAUACAAUCAAGUCAGUAGCUCAGUAGAUAUAUACAAUCAAGUCAGUAGCCCAGUAGAUAUGUACAAUCAAGUCAGUAGCUCAGUAGAUAUAUACAAUCAAGUCAGUAGCCCAGUAGAUAUAUACAAUCAAGUCGGUAGCUCAGUAGAUAUAUACAAUCAAGUCGGUAGCUCAGUAGAUAUAUACAAUCAAGUCAGUAGCUCAGUAGAUAUGUAA